GAUGGCGCGCCAGUACCAUCAAUUCUCCGAUGUUUUUUUCUCCCUCGGCAUUUGCAGGUUACGUUACAGCAAGGACAACUGUUUACGUCAUUUAUAUUUAUGCGCGGGAAUGUCGUUUAUUAUGCGGCGUUCGUGCAGAGUCAGCGGUCUCGGACGGCACUUAUCUUGACGAUUUUUUCAAACGCGCCAAGAGCGAACCCGAUUUUUAACCAAAGUCGCUUGUCGCGUUGAGGUUACGUCGGUCCGAUUGGAUGGCAACGUAUACUUGUAAACAGAGACGCGGGGAAAUGAGAAAAAUUAACCAAUUGCGUCGCUUACGCACAUUCGCGUGACGCGCGCUACACGCCGAUAACAAUCCAACUCGGACGUUAUCAAUUCCCUCUCGGGCGAGAUCCGCACGAUGACUUGACGAUAAAAGCUUCGCGGCUCGAAAGGACUCGACUCGGUCGUUCGACUCGUAUCUCCGAUGCGGAGCGCGAUACUGCUUCGCGUUUCGAGAAUACUGACGGCGCGAAGCUCGAUCGUUCUUCUCACGCGUGUCGGACAAUUGGGCACCCUGGACGCGGCGAUGGCCCAGCGAAUCUUCAGGGGUCGUAGCGAUCACUACGAUGGCAUCACGAUCGACUCGGCUGAGGAGGCCUGCGACAAUAAGACAUUCGCACAGCGUCUCAAAGACUCUUUAGAGCAAUGGAUAGAGGACAAGAGACGCACUAUAUGGUUUCGCGUGCACAUACCGCAUACCGAGUGGGUUCCGAUAUUGACAGGGCAUGGAUUCAUCUUCCAUCAUGCGAAAGAGGAAUACGUCAUGUUGUACCGUUGGCUGCCCACCAACGAGGAAUGUAAUGUCCCAAAAUAUGCGCAUACGUACUUGGGUAUUGGUGCAUUCGUGUUCAACAAGGACACCGGUGAGAUUCUUGUCAUUAAAGAAAAGUACGCUCCUACUAAAGCAAGCUGGAAGCUCCCGGGGGGCUAUGUAGAGCCAGGGGAAAAUAUUGAAACUGCGGCCAAGAGAGAGGUUCUGGAAGAAACGGGAAUUCAGGCGGACUUCAAAUGCCUAAUAUCCUUCAGGCACGGGCACGACUACUCCUUCGGGUGCUCCGACAUAUACAUGAUCGCGUACCUGACGCCUCGGAAUUUCGAAAUUGAGAAAUGUAAACGAGAGAUCUCAGAGUGCAGAUGGAUGAAGCUAAGUGAAUUCAUGCAACAUCCAGAAGUACAUGCAAAUAACAAGACUUUAGCCACGAAAACAAUAGACUUUCUUCAACAUCAAAUGGGCAUGGUUGUAAAUUACGGAAUACAUCCCAUUACGAAAAAGCAGAUAUGCGUGUACAGCGUGGAGAAUACAGAUAUUGGAAAUACAUCUGUAGAAUAGAAAUCUGUAAAAACUUUUAUCUUUAGAAAAAAAAAAAAUAAAUCAUGUAUAUAUAGAAUGAAA
Molecule: messenger RNA, 1435 nt
Organism: Wasmannia auropunctata (little fire ant)
Lineage: Eukaryota; Metazoa; Arthropoda; Insecta; Hymenoptera; Formicidae
Product: nucleoside diphosphate-linked moiety X motif 6
Exons: 4
Coding region: 467-1372 (301 amino acids)
Molecular function (GO): NAD binding; ADP-ribose diphosphatase activity; NADH pyrophosphatase activity
Source: RefSeq, a predicted model, not a curated record